Magallana angulata is the source of this 3605-nucleotide messenger RNA. RefSeq names its product receptor-type tyrosine-protein phosphatase epsilon-like. The transcript is spliced from 24 exons. Lineage: Eukaryota; Metazoa; Mollusca; Bivalvia; Ostreida; Ostreidae. The coding region runs from base 238 to 3201 and encodes 987 amino acids. The record is from RefSeq and is a predicted model, not a curated record. Gene Ontology annotation, biological process: protein dephosphorylation. Gene Ontology annotation, molecular function: protein tyrosine phosphatase activity.
CUUUAUACAUUCAGCAUAAUAGGUGGUGUUUUUGUAAAGAUAUGCGUAAUAAAACAACAAUCUGAUAUAAGUUGGUCGUUUGUUGUUCUAGAAUAAUAUUAUAUUCGCUCAUGAAAAAAUAACAACACUUUUUUUUUAAAACAAAGUAUUGCCUUUUUUUUAUUUCUUAAGGAGAUAAACAGUCUAAGUGUUACAUGUAGCAGAUGUCACUCCUCAAAAUUACUUCCCGUUGCUGCAAUGAAAAAGUGUUCAGACAAGUUGUCUUAUUUGUUAACUUGGAAUCUCAUAUUCUUUGACUCAAGAUGUAUUAGAAUGUACUUCCUGAUCGCCCUAGUGUUGCUGCUCGUUACACGCGCUUUUGGUUCUGAAAAUAUAGCACUUGGUAAGCCAACCUGGCAAGAACAUCCCUGGCCAGAUCCUCGAUACUAUAGUGGAGAUAAUGCAGUGGAUGGUUUACACACUGAUCGUUCACUUGGUGGAGGUCAAUGUUCAAUGUCAGCAAAUUAUCAAUAUACAGCUACGUGGAGAGUGGACCUGGGGAAUGUGUUCAGCAUCAGCCAUAUCGACAUCUACUAUAGAACUGAUAAUCAGCCAAUUCCAACGGUAUAUGCUAGAAGGAUGGCUGAAUUUUAUUUGUACGUUUCCAAUACAACUUCAAAAGAAACCGGACAUAUUUGUUUCCAUGAAAAUCAAACAAAACACGAAAUGAUAUUGGAGGACAUAAGCAUCAACUGUUCUGUUUCCGGACGCUACGUCAUCUACUACAAUGAACGUAGACGGAAUGUUAAGUAUCCUUGGUUCUAUUCAACCUAUGCCUACAACGAACUGUGUGAAGUAGAGGUUUAUGGUUGCAAAGUGUCUAUACUCAAUGAAGAGAUCUCCACACAUAUGUGUCCAAGAAACUGUCAGCAGGGAAAAUGUGACAUUAACACAGGUCACUGCCUCAAAUGUAUUCUCGGAUAUCAGGGACCACUUUGUGACCAGGCUUGUAAAGACAAUGACUGCACAGAUCCAUGCGAUACAAACUGUGUAAACCAGUCCUGUCAUCAAAGAACCGGAAACUGCUUUUCAAAAAUCAAUAUAACCAAUAAAUCGAUCAUGACAACUAGCGAUGCUGAGAAAAUUGGGCCUACCAUUAUUUUUAUAGCUUGUGGUAUCGUAGCGGCAGUUAUCGUAAUAAUAAUCGCCAUUGUUGCAAUAGUUCUGUACAAGAGAACAAAAACUACUAAUGAAGAGCAGGAAGAAACAAAUCGAAGAAAAGAAAAUAAAACCGAGUCAACAACGAAGAAUACGUUUCCAAACUCCAGGUUAUAUUCGUCUCACACAUGUGUAAACAUUGACAUAGAAAAUAGUCUUGCUCAGCCUGAGUUUUCAAAAUCACCUAGUACACACGGUGAAGACACAAAGAACUUUAGCCAGAGCAUUGAACUAAGUGGUGAAGAUGUUGAUAUUGAUGAACAAAUACACGAUGAAAACCCGUAUGGAGAUUUUUAUAUGAAUGAGAAAUCAAUACCUGAUAUUGCAGUAGAUAACUUGGGAAAUGUCAUUGAGGAAAGGUCAAGGAAUGAAGACGACUGUUUUAAAAAGAAUUAUUCGACUUUAUUAUAUGGCGAGAGGUAUCCCUGUGAGAUAGGAAAACUCCCUGAAAAUAUCACAAAAAACAGAUUCAAAACGACAUUUCCCUAUGAUCUUUCAAGGAUAAAAUUGGCAAACAAAGAGUCAGACUACAUCAAUGCUAACUAUAUUGAUGGUGUUCGCCAGGAAAAUCGCUACAUCGCAACACAAGGCCCAACUCAAAACACUGUUGGAGACUUUUGGUUAAUGGUUUGGCAAGAACAUGUUGAACAAAUUAUCAUGCUUACAAAUCUGAUGGAAGGACCAAAGUCGAAAUGUGUCCAAUAUUGGCCAGAUUUAGAAGAAACCAUGGUCUGUAACAUGUUCACAUUACAUACAGAUACAGAGCUACACUACGCUUGUUACAGCAUCCGUAAACUGCGAUUGACGUAUAACGAGGAGCAGAAUGAGAGUAGAACAAUUACACAGUAUCAUUACACAGCCUGGCCGGAUCACGGUACACCCGAUCCGCUUUGUCUCUUGAUGUUCCACAACCACGUAACAAGAACAAAAUUAGGCCAGUUAAAAGUUCCAACUUUAGUCCACUGCAGUGCUGGAAUUGGAAGAACAGGAACCUAUAUAGCGAUUGAUGCUUUAUACGAAGAGGGCCAACAAAAAUCCAAAAUUAACAUUGCAGAAUACGUGAGGAAAAUGCGAGAAAAGAGAAUGAAUAUGGUCCAAACUUAUGAACAAUAUAAGACAAUAUUUCUGACUCUGCACGAAAUGUUUAAAGCCCCUGUUGGCGUUCAUACAACAAAUGACUACCUAAAAUCACAAUCGGCAAAAAGUAAUCAUCCUGCAUAUGUGUCAUCAUUACGAAAAGAGUUUCAGAGGCUUCUGUCGAUUCGACAUCAGUACUCAGAAAACGAUUUCAAAAUGGCAUUGCAGUACAAAUCAGUUUCAACGUCGAUUCUCCCUCUUGACAAGUACGUUGUGUUCUUGACUUCAAGUGUUCCAAAACGUGGAAACUACAUUAACGCAAUAUUCUUGCCCUCAUUUACAAGUCAGAACGCGUUUAUCGCCACCCAUUAUCAAUCCACGGGAGAUCCUGUUGACUUUUUACGACUAAUCACCGAUUAUGAAUCUAAAGUAGUUGUUUAUAUGGAUCCUCUCUGUCAUGUGGAGUUCGCAAAUGAUUGGCUACCGACUGCAACAGAAUCUAAAACUGUGUCACCUUACACAAUUAAACAACAACAAGAAUUGUCAACGGGAUUUAAAUGCAGGAAACUUGAGAUUUCCAAAGAAAAGUCCAGUGAUGGAGUUUGGGUGGUUGAAAUAAUUGAGCCAAUUAGCGUCCUUUCACAGGACAAUCCUCAGACGACAUCACAAAUUCUUGGUUUAGUAUCCUUUGUACAGAACGUUAAAGCAGACAACCCGGUUACUGUCGUCAGCAGGGAUGGUGCCGCUCUGUGUGGUGUGUUCUGUGCUGUAUACAACCUGAUACAACAACUGACAAUGGACGAGGAGAUAGACGUGUUCUCUGUGGUUAGACUCCUACAAACACGACGUCCGGAAUUGUGCUCAACCAUGGAGGAGUACAUCAUGGUACACGACGCUUUGAUGAAGUUUUUAGAUAAAAACGAGUGAACAUACCAUACACAACCAGUAAUGUGCUUCUGAUACAAGUAGUUACAUGUACUCAGAGACCAAGAGCUACUGUUUGUUUCAAAACAUUGUUUAGACAAACAUUUAAGUCAAAAGAACUUCUAAUAUAUGUGGUAAACAGUUCGAUUUCACUUUGUUCGUUUUCAUAAUAAAUGCAUGUGAGGUUUUUUUUUGUUUUUGUUUUUUGUUUUUUGGGUUUUUUUGGUAAUGAUUUAUUAUUAAUAGAUUGCCUACCUUAGUGUUAUUGCAAUCAAGCCAUGCAUGUUAUUUUAUUAUUGUAAUGAACUCUUUUUAUGCAAUUAUUUAUAUUAACUCGAGAGAGAUGUUAAUUUGUGUUUAGAAUGAGUUUGAUAUAUUUUUAUGAACUUUUUUUUGUGUCUUUGUUU